Molecule: messenger RNA, 711 nt
Organism: Penicillium canariense
Lineage: Eukaryota; Fungi; Ascomycota; Eurotiomycetes; Eurotiales; Aspergillaceae
Exons: 2
Coding region: 1-711 (236 amino acids)
Source: RefSeq, a predicted model, not a curated record
AUGCGAGGUUUCAAAGUGAGCCAGCUCUUGGCAUUGGGCUUGGUCUCAGCGACCGCAGUUGCUGCGGCCGAUGAUCCAACUUAUGACCCUUCCUCUGAGACAGAGCCAGAUGGUUUUAAUCUCACGCUAGCUAAGACCGACAAAGCGCCCUACAACGUCUCAAGCGCCCUGUCACAAUAUGGUGAUGAGAACACGUACGCCGGAAGCUUCCUUAUUCCGUUUAACAUGACAUCCUGCAAUGGGACGAAAGACACCAAUUGGGCUGCUACCCUGAUCUCUCCCUACUUGUGGGAACUUGCGGGCUACAACGUAUCAUACCCAGCCCCGACACUCGACAUUGUGUUUGACAGCGAGACAGCCCACAUCACAUUGAAUGCUUAUAUCUCGGCAGUGCAAGGUUGUGAAGUCCACAAUUCGAAUCAGGACUUCUGCGACGCGAUGACGAUUAUUGAGGCCAAGGUGACGAUUACAUUCAAGGGAACCAUAGACUCUUAUCAUUCGGAUGAAUUGGAGACUAACAGCUCUACACCUACUUGGCUACGGACGGUCGGCUUCAACAACGGCACUCAGACCAGUGCCAACAACGGCACUCAGACUAGUGGCAACAGCACGAGUGACAGGAAAAAUGACUCGACUGGUCGGCAAUACCCUGCCGUGAUAUCGUUGAUCUCCAGUGUUUUUGCACUCUCUAUUCUCUCAUUGUAUAUUUAA